UAAGCUAGUUUUCUCACUCAGGGUUUGUUGUCAUUUAUUCUUAUCUCAAGUGUCUGUGGCCAUUAUCCAGAUAACCAAAUCUUCUUCAACAAGAGGAGGCUCUUUGCCACAUUUUCAUCUAGCUUCUCAGAAAGAGGCAUGCCACAGAACGUGUCAGGCAUGAGCAGUGGGCAUACCAGGCGGCGAGAGGAGUUGAAGGUUGUGAUAGUAGGUGAUGGUGGAUGUGGGAAAACCUCCCUCCUCAUGGUUUACACUAAAAAAAUACUUUCCAGAGGUCGAGAGGACUAUGACCGAUUACGGCCCCUAUCCGAAUGCCAACCUGGUAUUGAUCUGCUAUGAUUGGUACCCCGAGGUGCAUCACUUCUGCCAUGGCGUGCCCAUUAUCCUGGUAGGAUGCAAAACAGAUCUGCGGAAAGACAAGGCCUUGGCAAGGAAACUGUGGUCCUCAGGCCAGAACCCCAUCACAUACAUCCAGGGUGAAGAGACCAAAAGGAAGAUCAAAGCUGAGCUCUACUUGGAGUGUUCAAGUAAUACAAGGAGAAUGUGGAGGACAUAUUCAGAGAGGCUACCAAACAAGCCCUUGCAGCAACAAGGAAAUCCAGAAAGGCAAAGAGGAACGGAUUCUGUGCCCUUCUGUGACCCAAGAGAUAAUGCUAUCCAGCACCGUGAGCUCCUGAUACAGACAAUCCUCUAGCCCCACUCAGGGAAAACACAGAUGAUGACAGACUACUUCUCCCUACAAGUCCUCUUAUAAUAUUGUUGCUGCAUUUUACCCUUCUGCUAACCGAUUUCCUUUGUUGUUCCUUCCUGCUAAUUCUUGACACAUUGUCAAAAUGUGUUUCUUUAAUAGAAAUGAACAACGCCCUCAAGUUAUAGAACCACAAAUGGGGACAUUUGGUCUUAGAAAGUUAAGGAGGCAUGAGGAAGAAGUUGAAGGUACCAUUGUAUAAUAAUUGAAGGUUCCAUUGUAUAAUAAUUGAAGGUUCCAUUGUAUUUCUCAUUUUGAUGUAUCCAAAUCUUUUAAUUUAUACAAAAAAGAAGGUUGACUCAAACAGUAAUUCACAUAGUACAUCUCAUAGAUGUAAAAAAAAAAAAAAAAAAAGAUUAAAUGAAGCAACAUAAAUCUGGAUUAGC
Molecule: messenger RNA, 1134 nt
Organism: Oncorhynchus tshawytscha (Chinook salmon)
Lineage: Eukaryota; Metazoa; Chordata; Actinopteri; Salmoniformes; Salmonidae
Product: GTP-binding protein RHO1
Exons: 4
Coding region: 215-694 (159 amino acids)
Biological process (GO): cell migration; small GTPase-mediated signal transduction
Molecular function (GO): GTP binding; GTPase activity
Source: RefSeq, a predicted model, not a curated record